CACAUGCAGCGACGCAUGUGUUUAAGGACCCCGACCCUACUCUAUGCAGAGGGGGCGGUAGAAGUGAAACAAAUAGCCUGCACAGGACUCUACUAUCGCUGCUGGUGGUAACAACGAGUCUGGCACACGGAGGUUGCAAAAACAAACCAGAUUGCAAUAGAAGAUUAGGCGACACGGAAACAAAGCAGCUCUCUUCUCAGGAAUCACUGGGUUACCGACUGCCGUCCUGACAAAUUGGGGAAACUAUUGAAAACGCCAUUUUCGAGGUGGAGAGUACGCUGUCUGGCUACUCGUGGUAACACCCUAUCAUGCCUUUCCCCUUUGGCAAGUCCCACAAGUCACCAGCAGACAUCGUCAGGAACCUUAAAGACAACAUGACAGUGCUUGAAAAACAAGACAUUUCUGACAAAAAAGCAGAGAAGGCAACAGAAGAGGUGUCAAAGAGCCUGGUGGCCAUGAAGGAGAUCCUUUAUGGGACGAAUGAGAAAGAGCCUCAGACAGAAGCAGUAGCACAGCUAGCUCAGGAGCUCUAUAACAGUGGCUUACUCAGUACCUUGAUAGCAGGUUUACAGCUCAUUGACUUUGAGGGUAAGAAAGAUGUGGCUCAGAUCUUCAACAAUAUCCUGAGGCGUCAGAUUGGCACUCGGACACCCACAGUGGAGUACUUGUGCACCCAGCAGAAUAUUCUUUUCAUGCUACUUAAAGGGUAUGAAUCUCCAGAAGUUGCUCUAAACUGCGGAAUAAUGCUAAGAGAGUGCAUCAGACACGAACCACUGGCCAAAAUCACACUGUGGUCAGAACAGUUUUUUGACUUCUUCAGAUAUGUUGAAAUGUCCACAUUUGACAUCGCCUCAGAUGCAUUCGCCACUUUCAAAGAUCUUCUCACCAGACACAAGAUACUGAGUGCAGAAUUUCUUGAGCAAAAUUAUGACAGUUUCUUUAGUAAAUAUGAGAAGUUACUCCACUCAGAAAACUAUGUGACAAAAAGGCAGUCUCUCAAGUUACUGGGUGAGCUGCUUCUUGACCGGCACAAUUUCAUCAUAAUGACAAAAUACAUCAGCAAACCAGAAAAUCUUAAACUAAUGAUGAACCUCCUAAGGGAUAAAAGUCGCAACAUCCAGUUUGAGGCUUUCCACGUAUUUAAGGUGUUUGUUGCCAACCCCAACAAGUCCCAGCCCAUCUUGGACAUCCUGUUGAAAAAAAAGACAAAACUCAUCGAGUUCCUCAGCAAGUUCCAAAAUGACAGAACGGAAGAUGAACAAUUUAAUGAUGAAAAGACUUACCUUGUAAAACAAAUCAGGGAGCUCAAGAAGCCAUCUUCCCAGGAAGCGUGAGGAGUGAAGCAAAGGUGGAAGUGAGGAUAGGAAAGAGCCACCUGAGCCACAUCUGGAAGAACACUUAGACACGUUCUCUUUAAUAGGACAUUUGAAGCAAAUUUAAGUCUAACAAAAAAAAACAAUCUUGCCCUUAUCAACUUGUCAAGAUGUUGCCAGACACCUGAGGACAUUUUGAGUGCUUGUUUCACGUCUUUUUCUCUAAAGAGAAAUAAGUUUAAAUUGUUGGAUAGAGCUGCUUUCUUGCACACCAAGAAAAUGAAAGUAUAUUAUAAGAAUACCACAGGUAUACAUGGCAACACCAAUAUUUUAGCUAAGGCCGCUUUCCCUUGUGACGCCUAUUCAUUGCACAAAGUUUACACAUGUGUACCAAACACACAUACACAUGCAACAGAACAGCCUUAAAACCCGAUUGUGGAAAUGGUACAGUAUAAGCAAAGUGAAGCAAUGGUGUUGUUUUUUUUUUCUGCCGUCUUAAAAAAAUGUCUGAUCUAUGGCUGACCUGUAGUCUGGUUCCCCUCAUCUGUCUCUAAUCUAAUAAAGCAAAAGUGAUUGGUUUUACUGGUUUUUCCAGGGCCAAGCUCUCAAAUGCCAUCAACAAGAAUUAGUCACCAUUUGUGUCCUUGUUUGAGGAUUGGUUCUCUGACCUUGACACACAAAUUUACUUGUGAUAAAAAAAAUAGAAAAGAUAAAUAUGUCAAUGGAAUGUGUUAAUUGUCUUAAGUUUUAAAGUUUAAUUUUAACGCAUGGGCAGAAUGAGCAUAUUUUUUGCACACAUUGGAGGACAUCGUUCUCAAAGCUUCACGAAACAUCUGGAGCUUAAAGUAUCAUAUUAAUACCUAGUUUGUAUCAGAGCAGUGUAACUGAGCACAGGGCAGUCACACGUCUACAGCUGGAAACCUGACUGACACAAGUGUCAAAUGGACUGUGAGGAACUGUAGACCGAUUAAUACUGUUGAAGAUAUAUUUUUCAGUUAUAGUUUUCUAUGUUGUUCUUGACAUUUUCCCAUAUUAAUUAAUUCCAACAUUGGAUCAGUCACAAAUAAAAACAGCUGUGAAGCACAUAUAUGCUAA
Molecule: messenger RNA, 2408 nt
Organism: Cynoglossus semilaevis (tongue sole)
Lineage: Eukaryota; Metazoa; Chordata; Actinopteri; Pleuronectiformes; Cynoglossidae
Product: calcium-binding protein 39-like
Biological process (GO): intracellular signal transduction
Molecular function (GO): protein serine/threonine kinase activator activity
Source: RefSeq, a predicted model, not a curated record